AUGACAGACUCUGGUCACAACGAGCAGCCCGCUGCUGACGGCGCUGACAGUAAGUCUGAUCACCUUUCCAAGCUGCACCGCCUGCGAAGAAGUCUUUCCAAGCUUGUGCAUCGUCGCUGUACGCACGAUAAUGGAGAAGGUGUCAAGUCAGCAGACCUCCCACACCCGCUAUCCUCCGCCGAAGGCCACUCCUCUGCAUCCGGAAAUACCUCUAGCAACGUCCUAGCCGGCUACAAAGGUCCCGUUCACAACGCCGAAACAGGCCAGACUGUCUGGGGCGGCCAACCAAGUGCUGCCGGCGCUGCCUAUGCCUCCCCCCAGAUGCACCCCGAAGGCGGCCGCACAGCCCACAGCUGGCUCAGCAUGGACGCGGACCAGCAGCGAGCGUUCGACAAUGCUGGACGGCUGCCGAUCAGGAACAACGCAGGCGGCGGGCUCAUGAUUGCUGGUUCAGGUCCUCCAAGGACUGCAAUCGAAGCAGGAAACAACAGUGGAGGCAGUGGUGGUGGGUGUUCUGGCUGCGGCAAUGCCAAAGGCGGCAACGUCAAAAAGUUUGCAACAAACGGCGGACUGAUGCGACCGCUGUGUGGUGAUUGUGUGUACGAUCGUGUCGGGGGAGACCAAGCGGCCUAUGCUGCGGAGUGGGCGAAGGGGAAACCGCUGUGA
Molecule: messenger RNA, 666 nt
Organism: Cyphellophora attinorum
Lineage: Eukaryota; Fungi; Ascomycota; Eurotiomycetes; Chaetothyriales; Cyphellophoraceae
Exons: 3
Coding region: 1-666 (221 amino acids)
Source: RefSeq, a predicted model, not a curated record